AAACAGAUAAACAAAUCAGAAUAAAUGAAACCUCGUCGAGUCCGACAAAGAGUCGGUGUAGAUGAAGAAAAGCUUACUGCAAAACAAAAUACUCUCUCUCAAAACAAUCCGGCAUUUCUCCGGCAUUAACCUCGCCGGAAGUUUCUAAUUCUGGCGACCUGUCAGCCGACGCUAUUUCUGUUAUCCGAUUCGAGCUCCUUUUUAUUAUAUCUACCUAAAAGCUACAUUUCUGAGUUUGACGGUGUGGAAAGGGAAGAAAAUAAUCCGUGGAGUGUUUGUAUGUGCACAUUGUAAGGGAUUGGCUUUGCGAAAUUUUUGUGAGAAUUUUUUGAGUCUCUGCUGUGCUUUUCGUUACCGAUCCUGCUUUUCUGUUACGGUUUCUCGAUCUCGCUUUGGAGAGGAUAUGAAGUUAAAAGUUCAAUUAUUUUUGCCGAAGGCUUAAAAAGUUAUAGCUGCAAUUUAAUCUUAAGGAAUGUAACUGAUUGAUGCAAGGUUUCGUGGGAAUAUGCUGAAACAUGCAUUAACAAAGCAAUGUGCAUACAGAGUGGAGUGUGCCAUACAAGGUGCUGAAAUGAAUGGGAUUCAUCAGAAUGGGAAAGAUCGUAGUUUUGAGAAAACUUUUCCAGGAUGCUUGGGAAGAAUGGUGAACUUAUUUGACCUGAACGGUGCUGUGGCUGGAAACAGGCUGCUCACUGAUAAAUCGCAUCAAGAUGGUUCGCCACCCUCAAGAAGCCGAGCAGAGGAAGCGUCAGUGGCUCCGUCUAAUCACCGAAUAGAGGAUGAUGCGAUUGUGCCUGAAAUAAACAGAACUGGUUCAAACAGAAAAUCCAAUGCAACGCCCAUAAAGAUGCUCAUUGCCCAAGAAAUGUCCAAAGAAGUAGAUUCCAAACACAGUCCGGCUAAUGUUGUUGCUAAGUUGAUGGGUCUUGAUGCCCUUCCACGCCAGGAACCUAAUUCAGCUGCUCAACGAAGCCAUUUUAGAGGUCAUCCUCGAAGUCAUUUAGAUAUACCAGUGAGUUACUGGGAGCAACAGAAUGGAUGCUUUGAAUAUAUAGAGCCAAAUGAAUGCAGUGAUGUUUAUGAAAUACGGAAGAAAUCCCAGAAAACUAAUUAUUUGCGGGAGAAAUCACCACAAAAGGGAAACUGUAAUGAAACAUCAAAUGACAGGAAGAUGGCUCUCAUUCGCCAGAAAUUUGUUGAAGCAAAACGCCUGUCUAUGGAUGAAAAACUUCGCCAGUCAAAGCAAUUCCAAGAUGCAUUAGAAGUUUUGAAUUCCAAUAAAGACUUGUUUCUUAGGUGUCUGCAAGAACCAAAUUCAACGUUUUCUCAGAAUCCUUACAAUCUGCAGUCUAUCCCACCUUCUGAGACGAAGCGAAUUACUAUUCUUAGACCUUCGAAGAUGGUAGACAGUAACAAUUUUGUUGCAGUUGGGAAUAAACGUGGAAAACAGGUGAAGAAAUGUGCAUAUGUGGGACAUUUGAAUGAAUUGGAAAAAAGCCAUCAGGAAUGUUCUUCACCAUCCGGACAGAAGAUUAACAAAACUUCCACUCAACCAACUCGAAUUGUAGUUCUGAAGCCAAGCUCAGUUAGACCACAAGAUAUGAAGGCUGUUGAUUCUCCACGAUCGGAAUCACCAAGGAUAUCACAUGGUGAAGACUUUUUUGGGGAUUUAGAAGAUGACGAGAAACAAGAAUCAAAAGAUGUUGCAAAAGCAAUCACACAGAAGAUGCGUGAAACGUUCCACAGAGAUGAAACCUUACUUUCUUCUGUGUUCUCCAACGGAUAUGUUGGAGAUGAAAGUUCAUUUAAUAAAUCGGAAAUUGAAUAUGCAGAUGGUAAUCUCAGUGAUUCAGAAGUCAUAUCACCGGUAUCUAGGCACUCUUGGGAUUAUGUUAAUAGGUUUGGUAGCCCCUACUCGUCCUCAUUUAGCCAUGUAUCAUAUUCUCCAGAGUCAUCAGUUUGUAGAGAAGCAAAGAAGCGUCUCUCUGAAAGAUGGGCAAUGAUGACAUCUAAUGGUAGCUUUCAAGAACAAAGACCUGUGCGGAGAAGUUCUAGCACAUUGGGUGAAAUGCUUUCUCUUUCUGAGACAAAGAAGGCUGGAAUGCCUAAAGAACUACGUAGUACUAAUGAAGAACCUAGGAGUUCUGAUUCUCUCUUUGUUAGUGAGCAGACAAAGGAUGAAAAUCUUGAUGAUUCUCCUAGGAAUCUCUCAAGGUCAAAAUCCGUUCCUGUAUAUUCUGCUGAGUUUGGCACCAGGCUCAAUGUAGACAUUCUAGAUCCAGAUGGAGGCAAACCAGAGGUUUUUAAGGAGGCCACAAAGACAAGAAGUGGAAAAUCAUCAUUCAAAGGAAAGGUUUCGAGUUUGUUUUUCUCAAGAAACAAAAAACCUAGUAAAGAUAAAUCUGAAUGCAAAGAUGAAUCUCGCUCCUCAGGAAUACAUUCUGGGCAAGUUGGGAAAGAUAGAGGUGAACAACCUAGUGAUGAAGGGCCUGAAUGUCUGUCACCUUUUGAGCUGGAUCCAUCAAUUAAAGCAGCUCCCCUAAAUUUAAUUGGCCAGCAGGGCAUGAGAUCUCCCAAGAGUGGACUGUCUGUAACAAAACCUGUUGCACCUUUAAACCCAAGUGAGAACCAGGACCAUCCAAGUCCAAUAUCAGUCCUAUAUCCAAAUUUUGAAGAGGAUGAACAUACAGUGCUGGAGUCCUCACGUUUUAUCAAGCCGGGCUGUCAUGGACUUGAGUUGCCGUUUCAUCAUGUUAGAUCAAAUUUAAUUGGUAAAUCACCACCUAUAGGAUCUAUUGCCCGGACUCUGCCAUCAGAUUUGGUCAUGGACACAGCAUCAUCAUAUCCCUUAAAGCCAUCCUUACCCUCCCCGGGAGCAGAGGAAGAAGAAUGGUUUUUAUUUGUUCAGACACUAUUAUCAGUGGCUGGACUUGAUAGUGAGGAGCAACCUGACUCAUUUUUGGCUAGAUGGCACUCACCAGAGAGCCCAUUGAACCCAUCAUUAAGGGACAAGUACAUAGAUUUAAAUGAGAAAGAGACACUACAUGAGGCUGAGCGAAGGCGAAAGAGAUCGACCCGUAAACUUGUGUUUGAUUGUGUGAACGCAGCAUUAGUGGACAUUGUGGGAUAUGGAUCGGCUUCAUGCCAAAGAGCCAUUCCAUGCAUUGGGGCCAGUAGUAGCUCAUUGGAGAAUGCAUCAUUGAUGAUGGUGGACCAGGUGUGGGCCGGGAUGAAGAUAUGGUUUUCUAGUGACGCCAGAUGUGUUUUGGUCGAUUAUGGGGACGACAACUGCUUGGUGGUUGAGAGUGUAGUAAGAAAGGAGGUGGUCGGGAAGCGUUGGACUGAUCAUUUGAGACUGGAGAUUGAUAAUUUAGGAAAGGAAAUUGAAGGGAAGUUGCUAGAAGAGCUUGUGGAAGAUGCUGUGAUUGAAUUGACUGGUAGAAUUUGACGAGACUUAAAUUUUAAUGACUUGAACUAGUUUCUUUAAUUUACAACUCCAUUGUUUGUGUAUAUCAAUAUGUUAUUCUCUAUAAAAUGGUCCCCAGCCCAUCUCUAAUUAUUUAAUGUUGCAAAUUAUUACAAAUAUGUUAUCCAUAUAUUUGUCUGGAUUUCUACUGUACAACCUUUUCCUUUCAUUUUAUCCAACCAGAACGCCAGAAUCUUCAUGCAUAAA
Olea europaea var. sylvestris is the source of this 3673-nucleotide messenger RNA. RefSeq lists its product as uncharacterized. The transcript has 8 exons. The record is from RefSeq and is a predicted model, not a curated record. Lineage: Eukaryota; Viridiplantae; Streptophyta; Magnoliopsida; Lamiales; Oleaceae. Bases 506 to 3448 code for a protein of 980 amino acids.